Messenger RNA from Fusarium venenatum, 735 nucleotides. RefSeq lists its product as uncharacterized. The record is from RefSeq and is a predicted model, not a curated record. Lineage: Eukaryota; Fungi; Ascomycota; Sordariomycetes; Hypocreales; Nectriaceae.
AUGAGAGCGAUUUGGCGUUUGCAAUCCUGUAACAACGCUUCAGUAUCUAUACGCAAGAACAUACAUUUUCCAACAUUACCACUUAGAUUAUUCCCCUUCCAGCGAUCUAUAUCCGCAACGUCUCAUACUUUUAUUUCUAGUAGACGUUUUACAUCUCGGACUUAUCAUCAGCAAGCAGUCAUGUCUGAACCAAGAGCCGAAGAUGCGUCAAAGCCCGUCAAGACAAAGACGGAGGAACUACCCCCGUUGUCUGACCAUGACUUUAAGGCUUAUAACCGACUAGCUGUUCAUAUGAACUACUUUCACGAUAACUUCCGAAGAUCAUGGAAUCUCUUAUGGAAUGCAUGCACAAACAACCGCAGACCUCAAAGCAUGUCCCUCAAACAGUUCAUUAUGGAAGGCCUGCAAUUCGCUGAACAUCUCACUGUACACCACAAUAUUGAGGAGACAUAUGUCUUUCCCAUCCUUGCCAAGAAGAUGCCCGAGUUUCGCGGCGGACGCGCCGAGCUGUUGCGCCAGCAUAAGCAGAUACACGCGGGCCUGGACGGGUUCGAGGAAUAUCUCAAGAAGUGCCGUACCGGAGAUGAGGAGUUUGAGCUGAGCGUGCUCAAGACCAAGAUGGAGUCGUGGGGUGAGGUCCUCUGGACUCACUUGGAUCAGGAGGUUGAGACUCUUGGUGCCAACAAUAUGAGAAAGUAUUGGACCAAAGAGGAGAUAGCGAGGAUCCCUAUGUAA